AUGUCGGGCGACGGAGUGUAUGUGUACUUCCAAGCGAAGUCCCCAAUGGGCAUGCGGGACCCCAAAAAAGUCGCCAAACUGGGGCCUUCGGAGACAUAUGUCUUUGACACUGGCAUAAAAGCCAUUGGUGCCAUCUUUGGAUGGGAGGCUCCCGGAUUCGAUCUCGAUGCGGCCGCAGCCAUUUUCGAUGAGAAGAAGCAGUGCCUAGACUUUGUGUGGUGGGACCAUACCAACAAUGCAACAUCUUCGAUUGGGUUCCUCACGGCAGACAAUCAGCUGGCUGGAGCACAUGCUGGGGACAAGGAGGCGCUCAAGAUCGAUUUUACCCGCGUGCCUCACAACGUGACACACAUCCUGCUGGUAGCGAGUGUGUACACCAAGGAUGCCAUGCUGGACAAGGUCAAGUCGGUCAGCGUGCGCUUGUCCGAUGGCCCCAGCGAGCUGUGCACCUAUACUGUGGCCUCUGACCUCGAGGGCACCAGCAUGCUCAUGGGGGUGCUGCUGCGCAACGGUCCAUACUGGAGUUUUGUGACCAUGAAGCAGCCAGUGUUGGCACGCACUGUCACAGAGAUUAUGUACGAUGCGUCGAAUCUGGUGGCAGUCAAGGCUCUGGACGGCACAGCCCUGCACCAUUUCAAACUUGCGCUUGCCAUCAGGAAAGCGCGCAACCUGACUAACAUGGACACAGAGCUGUUUGGGAACAAAAAGAGCUGCAAUCCGUACAUGGUCAUCACGCACGGCGGAAAGAGGCAUGCGUCAGAAGUGGUAACCAAUUCCUACUCGCCCGAGUUUGAGAUGGAGCCAGUCGAUUUGGGAGAGGCAAAGCCUAAUGACGGGAGCGUGAUCGAAGUGCAGUGCUACCACCACGAGGAGGAGAGGGAGGACGAAUGGCUGGGAGUCGUCAAGGUGUGUGUAGGGGGCUUGACAGCCAAGGGCCCAGGGACGCAUGCAGUCUGGCUGCCCCUGAGCUGCACCAAGGAGAGGAAAGCCAGUGGCACAGUCAUCACAGGAACUGUGCAGCUGGAGGUCACGUUGACGGACACCUGA
Molecule: messenger RNA, 1047 nt
Organism: Ostreobium quekettii
Lineage: Eukaryota; Viridiplantae; Chlorophyta; Ulvophyceae; Bryopsidales; Ostreobiaceae
Source: the annotation of a GenBank genome assembly